CGCAUCUUCAUUUUCUUCGACGGCGGAGUCGUGAAAGCUCGGACUGCUGGCUCUGCUUCUGAUCCUCCUGGUUCGGCUCCGUUCAAGGAAUCAAGCGAACGCGAUCGUCCGGGCUUAAUUUGAAGUCUCCUAGCGACGCCGAAUCGUAUACUGAAAGGGAAGUCCUGGGAGUUACGGAUCGAUGUGCUUGUGAUCAGCGGUCUGCUCGUGCUGGGACGUGGAGUGAAUAAGUCCAUCGAGAGUGCCCAGUGAGGUCGAGGCAGUCCAAUUCGAGUAUUCCAUCCUUGAUCUUGCUGUACUAGUAACAAGAUGGAUGAUAGAGCGCAGGGUGAACUGGUAGAAUCGGUGGACAGCUACUGGUCAGAAUGGGCAAGAGAAACUGACUUGCCCUCAUAUGGAAGGAGCGUGGACGAAGAAGCUUCCGAUGACAUCAACGUGCUAUUAGUAUCGGAAGGACAUAACCUGGCAUCAUCAUUGGGGUUAGGUUCACACAGUGGGGAUAUUCGAAUGCAAACCACUGACAUAUCACAGCAUCAUUCUAGCCUUACGGAGGGAAAUUCUGUUUCUCAUUCUUUCCCCAUACUUGCAAUCAGACCACCGGCUACUGGGACCGGCUCUGGUGGUUUUGCAGGAGUCGCUACUUGUGGCAUUGCCGCAGCUAAUAAGGAUUCUUGCAGAGGUACUCUCUGCGGUGUAGAGGAGCCUCAUGCUGUGCAGAACUGCGAAACAAAACAUUUGUUUGAGGCGACGCAGGUCAGCUACCACCUUCAAAGAUGUGAUAAUCUAUUGGACAAAUCGUGGUCGGAAAGGGAUGAUAAUAGGUCAAAGAAGAAGGGUGUUGCUGAUGAUUUGUUGGAUCAAAAAUGGAGAACAAAGUUUGGACAUAGAGUUUCUGAUGUGUACAUUGAUUCAUGCAAUUUGCUGAGCGAGAGAAAUCGUCUUUCCACUUCACCACUUUAUUUUGAGCAGCACACAACUGCUAAUACAUCAAACCAGAGGUUGGAUGAUGCUAUGCGUGUUGAUUCUUGCCAUUCCAGAUCAAGCUGUCUCCAUCAGACUUACUCAUCUGAUGUUAUCCAUGAGCAAAGUAAAAGAAAUGUCCAGUCUGAUUUGUCAACAGAUUAUUGUGGCUUUGAACCUCACUUGCCAGUGCAAUGCAGCUAUGAAGUAGGCAAAUCUGCACCUGAGAAAGUGCAGCGAUUAGUGGAUGAUGUGUCAAAACCGAGGAACAUUAUGAUUAACUCCUCAUUCAAUAGCUUAUCUGGAGAAUCCUUCGCCAGUAUGGGGCAUGGCUGUAGUUCACCGAGUUCAUCUCAUUCUCUUGGAAGGGCUUCUACUGUGCUUAGCAAAUUGUGCGGGACAGAAUCAGUGCCAACGGAACAGGCCCAUUUGGUGGUCAAAGCAAUGCACUGUUUGUCAGAAUUGUUUCUCUUUCAGAGCUCCAAUGGUCCAUGGGACUUAAGGGAUGAAGGCUAUGAUAUCCUUCUUAGAAGUGUGAUAGAUAACCUCAGUGCAUCUCUGAAACACUUCCAGCGAGGUACUGAAAGGCAAGAAUUACCAUCUUCACCACCUCGUCGAGCCCAACUUUUUGGAAAACCGACUGCUCAAGUAAAGAGUGUGAGAUCAGAAGAGCCACAGAUAAGGAGUGUCCAGGCUAAUUAUCAGGGUCAAUCCACUCUUCUGCCCUUCUCUGAGGAGAGAAAACGUUAUCUUGCGCAAGGUGAUCCAAAUAAAGUUGAUUCAAUGCUUUUUGCUAGCGAUGAUCUCGACAAUGUUGGCAAUGAUAAAAUGACUCAGGCCAUCAAGAAAAUUCUUAUAGAUAAUUUUGAUGAUGAGGUGGAACCGAAUCUGCAAGUUCAAUUGUUUAAGAAUUUAUGGCUCGAGGCAGAGGCUGCAUUAUGUUCCAUGAAGUUCAAGUCUUGCUUUAAGCGUGUGAAGACGGAGAUAGAGAGGCUCAAAUCCUUUCAAAGAGGUGAUUCAUCUGACAACUCGUUAUUGAGUUUGAAUCCCUCCUCCUAUUCCCGGGCAGAAGACAAAUCAGCCCUUCAGGCUGGGUGUCAUGCAACCCAAAACACCACUACCCAGUGUUUCCCUGCCCUGAGAGCAGGUACCGAUAUAAAAGAUAUUAUGGCCAGAUUUAACAUUUUAAAGGAGCGGGGCUUUAACUCAGAUGUCAUCCCUGCCGGAGACAAGGUGGAAUGUGUUAGUCCUGAGAAUUCUAAAUUGGGCCAUAACUCAAAUGAUGUUGUGGCCAGAUUUAAUAAUCUCAAAGGUUGGGACUUUAUGUCAAACGCCAUGUCUGCUGGAGAUGAUGUGGAAUGUGUUAGUCCUGAGGACUCUAAAUCUCAGAAUCUCAUGGAAGCUGAUGGAUCAACAAACAGAGCAUGCUCUGUUGGUGGUUUCGUUGAAGGCAUGUCUGAUCAUUUUCCUGUGAAAAUCCCAACUAACCUGGUGGAUGGCGCGAAUGCUUCUGUCAUGGAGAGACUAUCUAUCCUGAGACAGAGAGAUGAUGGUUUUGCCUCUGUGAAUAUUGAGCCGAGGCCAAAGGAGGCUGCUUGUCUUGGCUCCUUUUUGAAGAAAGAUUAUUUUUCGGGCUCGGCAGAGAAAACCGAUGUGCCGAGUUUCGGUAAUUCUCCUGCCUUUCCACAUCAGACUGCAAAUCCUGCUGAAGAAAUGUCAACCUGGAAGGAUGUACGUGCAAUUCUCGAAGAUGAUGAAGCACCCCAAUCUCAGUGCAUUGGUGGUUCCUCGAACUUGAAUCUUGCAAGGCGCUCGGAUAGUUCUCAUUCAUCAUCUGACUGGGAGGUGUGUGGUGAAGGAGAUUUGUCAGCGGAAGUAUGAAGUCUCCAAGUUCAGGGAGCAAUGGCCACUUAGGGGUGAAGGCUCAGACUCUCCUUUAGCCAUCAAUGAUCUCGCCAAGGUUGUUCAUCCAUGUUAACCAGGAUCCUCCGGAAACUUGCGGUUUCGCUUGAAUAAGAUUAACGUUUGAUA
Rhodamnia argentea is the source of this 2991-nucleotide messenger RNA. RefSeq lists its product as uncharacterized. The record is from RefSeq and is a predicted model, not a curated record. The coding region runs from base 310 to 2841 and encodes 843 amino acids. The transcript is spliced from 7 exons. NCBI's taxonomy places the organism in Eukaryota, Viridiplantae, Streptophyta, Magnoliopsida, Myrtales, Myrtaceae.